UAUUACAGAAGUAUAUACUUUUGCAUCUAGCUAACCUACUGCUAGUAGUGCUUUUAACUGGUAGAGUUGUAAGAAAGAAACCACACACAAACAAGAUAAGAGAGAAGUAGAGAGAGAAAAAGUGUUGAGAGAGAGAGAGAGAGAGAGAGAUGAGAACCAGCAACCACUUGAUCGGCUUACUGAACUUCCUAACGUUCCUGCUGUCGGUUCCCAUACUGGGUGGCGGGAUAUGGCUGAGCAGCAGGGCGGACAAUACGGACUGCAUGAAGUUCCUCCAGUGGCCGUUGAUCGUGAUCGGCGUCUCCAUCAUGGUGGUCUCGCUGGCCGGAUUCGCCGGCGCGUGUUACCGCAACACCUUCCUGAUGUACCUCUACCUGUGGGCCAUGUUCUUCAUCAUCGCCGCUCUCAUCGGCUUCGUGAUCUUCGCCUACGCGGUGACGGACAAGGGGUCGGGUCGAUCCGUCGACAACCGGGUCUACAAGGAUUUCUACCUGCAGGACUACUCGGGUUGGCUGGAGGAGCACGUAGCGAGUAAUAGCAACUGGGGCAAGAUCAGCUCUUGUAUUAGGGACUCCAAGGUGUGUGCGAAAAUGGCCAGAGGCUUAAAUGGCGUGCCUGAAACUGUUGACAUGUUUAACCUCAGAAAGCUCAGCCCUGUUCAGUCUGGUUGUUGCAAGCCCCCCACAGACUGUGGCUAUACUUACGUGAAUGAGACCUUUUGGACCGGAGUGAUCGGGUCCAACCCUGACUGUACUAAGUGGAGCAAUGACCAAGCGCAGCUCUGCUACUCCUGUGACUCUUGCAAAGCCGGCGUGUUGGCGACUCUGAAGAAGAGUUGGAGGAAGGUCUCUGUCAUCAACAUUGUUGUGUUGAUCAUCCUCGUUAUCGCUUAUGUGGUGGCCAUUGCAGCAUUUAGGAACAAUCGUAAGAUGGACAACGAUGAACCCUAUGGUGAAACCAGAAUGGAGAAGGCACAGCCUAGUCGGAUACAUUUCUAGCCAAGAUUUUCUCCGAGUUCGGUAGAAUUUUAAGCCCUAGGAUUGUGAAGAAUGUGAUUUCUUGUUUUGUAUUAAGGGGUCUGUGUGUUUUAGAUGGGAAGAACUGUGUUUUGUAUGUUUAAUUUUGAAGGGAAGUUGGCUGUAUGUAUGUGUUGACGGUGGUAGUAAGCAGUAUUUUCAUUUUCUGAAUCUUCAACUCAAAAAAGUUACAAGUUGUGUAAUAUAUAAGCAAUACUUGGAAAAUUCAAUUGUUUGGAUGAACGACAAUAAUGUUAUGUCUGCAAGUAUCGAAUUCAUGCUAUGGAUUUGAGAUUAUAAAUUUGAGAUUGGAAUA
Molecule: messenger RNA, 1332 nt
Organism: Cornus florida
Lineage: Eukaryota; Viridiplantae; Streptophyta; Magnoliopsida; Cornales; Cornaceae
Product: tetraspanin-3-like
Exons: 2
Coding region: 150-998 (282 amino acids)
Biological process (GO): auxin-activated signaling pathway
Cellular component (GO): plasma membrane; plasmodesma
Source: RefSeq, a predicted model, not a curated record